This is a messenger RNA of Trichechus manatus latirostris (Florida manatee), 732 nucleotides long. RefSeq names its product phospholipase A2 inhibitor and LY6/PLAUR domain containing (gene PINLYP). NCBI's taxonomy places the organism in Eukaryota, Metazoa, Chordata, Mammalia, Sirenia, Trichechidae. The record is from RefSeq and is a predicted model, not a curated record. The transcript has 6 exons. The coding region runs from base 1 to 732 and encodes 243 amino acids. Gene Ontology annotation, cellular component: extracellular region. Gene Ontology annotation, molecular function: phospholipase inhibitor activity.
AUGGACAUGCUGGGCGCUCCCAGGUGGGUCUGGACCCGCCCCUCCUCAGCUUCCUUUAAGGGCUGGGGACCUGGAACUACAGGUUCACACAUCAUGAGGACCUCUGCUUGUCCCUGGACCUUCCUGCUGACCUUCACGCUGCUCUGCACACUUCUGGGUCUAGGAUGCCCACUAAGCUGUGAGGUAUGCAACGGCCCCGGGCCCACGUGCAAGGGAAAAAUGAAGACGUGCGAGAAUGGCAAGGACGCAUGCGUAGUCGUCGUGGGGGAGUCCAGCACAAAGGGACAUCAGUCGGUGAACACCUACAAGGCAUGCAUGAAGUUCAAAGACUGCUACUCGGGCUUUGUGUCCACCACUAUGGGCUCCAAGGACUACAUGGUUUCCAACGCACACUGCUGCCAGAGCGAUGGCUGCAACCAUGGCUCCAUACCCGCUCCCCAAAACAAUCGCACAGAGAACGGCCUCCAGUGCCCUGCCUGCAUUGCACCCUUCCAGGAGUCUUGUCCCGGGACCCAGGCAGCCCGCUGUGUUGGUCAGGAGACCCAUUGCAUCUACUUCGCUGGCAAUGUGCAGGCUGGAAUCAUCACCACCAAAUUUGCCACUCGGGGCUGUGCUACAGAGAGUGCCUGCUACACCAAGGCUGGGUCUGAGCUGCCCUCAGCCUCCUAUCUCUACUUCCUCCACCGAGCAGACUGCCUCCCAGCGCCCCAACCUCCUGGCAGGGCUGAGUGA